This is a messenger RNA of Cylicocyclus nassatus, 1951 nucleotides long. The record is from the annotation of a GenBank genome assembly. Lineage: Eukaryota; Metazoa; Nematoda; Chromadorea; Rhabditida; Strongylidae.
GGAAAAACGUGGUCUUUUUAAAUUUUCGAAACUUCAGCUCACGAACUAUGGUUCAUCGAAGAUUUCAAUAGCCUGAGAUUUCGCUCAAUAAUAACAUAGAAUGCUUUCAAUGGAGUUCCUGGCAAGCUGGCUUUUGGCAAUUUCACUUACGGAAGCUUUCGUAAAGCCGAUAAGCAAUGAGCUGAUCUUCAGAGGCUCAGACCAACCUCCUUGCUCCUGCCCAAAACUUGCGAAUACAGCACAUCCUGGAUAUUGUGAAAGUGGAUGGACUUACUACAACGAGACGGAUUCUUGCUAUAAGAAUUAUUUCUUGGCAGACUUUAGUACUGCCGAAAGCGUAUGUAUCACCGUUGGAGGACAUUUAACUUCAAUCCACAGCUACAAAGAAAACCAUUUCGUAGCCGAGCUGACAAAGUCGGGUACGAAACAAACUACAUGUUGUGCAGGAGCGAGUUGGAUAGGUCUUGUACAUUUGAACGGAAACUGGACUUGGACUGACGGGACAAAGGUUGACUUUGUGAAUUGGGAACCGGGACAACCAAAUAACGAUGCGAAGAAGAAUAAUGUACAACGUUGCGUAUUUAUGUACCCUGAUGCCUAUGCAGACAUCGCCAAGGAAUCAUGGUUUCAGGCAUGGAACGACUAUUACUGCAGUACUGUUUUGAGAUCGUAUAGUAUUACGCUGGUAGCGUCCGGCACAAAGUCCGUAAAUCUCCUGCAAAUCUGCGGGUCAAGGCAUGCGGGAAGCGAACGUCUUUCUCAGUCUAUUAGGCUCCAACUUCCCACAAGUACUGUGGAAUUAUCGAUGCAAAAUCACGAUCAAGUUCUAAACAGUUCUCAGGUUGUAUUUGUGGCCUUUUGUGCUGAUUGGUGUCCAUUUUCCCGGCGAUUAAAACCGAUUUUCGAAGAAUCAGCGCGUGUUUUCAAACGAGAUAAUCCGAAUGCUAGUGUCGUAUGGGCUAUUGUCGAUAGUGUUCGACAGGCCGACGUCGGUGAUAAGUACUAUGUGAAUAAAUAUCCAACCAUGAAGGUGUUCGUCAAUGGAGAAUUGAUACAGAAAGAGUAUAGGUCCACCCGAUCCGUAGAGGCACUCACUGCUUUUGUCAAGUAUCAAUUAUCCACUGCUAUUAACGAGUUUGCCAGUCUCCAGCAACUCGAAGCCGCCAUGGAUCACACCAAACGAAAUGUUGUCGUUUGGGUAAAACGAGGAACCGAGGAGUACGCAAAUGUCAAGAAAAUUGCUUCGCUUUUGAGAGAAGAGUGUACAUUCUGGGUGACAGAUGAAGCCCUAUCUACUACAGUGGCAGAAAAUAAAUUAUCUUACUACGAUCUGGAUAGUACAGAAGAGCAAAGGUUUACUGGAAAGCUGCUUGAUUAUGAUUUCCUAAAACAAUGGGUUACGGAUAAAUGCAUACCACUUGUGAGAGAAGUGACUUUCGAAAAUGUUGAAGAGCUUACCGAAGAAGGCCUUCCAUUCCUAUUGUUCUUUAGAGAUCCUAAGCGAAGGGAUCAGGACAAAAUGUUUACAGAACAGGUCAUUCGUGAGCUCGGUGAUCAACGUGCCUCUAUCAACCCUCUUCUGGCCGAUGGACACAAAUUCGCUCAUCCGCUCAAACACUUGGGUAAAACGGCCAAGGACCUCCCAGUGCUAGCAAUCGACUCCUUCCAACAUAUGUAUGUUUUCCCAGAUAUGUCACAACUGACAGUACCCGGCAAGUUGAGAGAGUUUGUGAUGGACCUGCACUCUGGCAAACUUCAUAAAGAGUUCCAUGAAACCUUGGACCAGAAGAUGAUUGAUCUCGCCAAAUUCAAGGCAGAAAAUGGUAUCACAGACGAGGAUCUUGAUGACAACAGAGAGGCCGGUAAAAUGCCGGCUGCCCGACCCGGAGAUACAACUCCACCACCAUCGGUGUUCAAACAAUUGAAGCCAAGCGAAAAGCGGCUUAUCUAA